UCAAGCCACUGAGUCACCCAGGUGCCUCAAAUUAUUUCAUAUUUUUAAAAUCAUGUUUUAAGUUAUAGUUAGGUUUUUUAAAAUUUCCCUUGGAAAUUUAAUUUUCAAGUUAAAACCAAUGCUCCAGGAAACUUAAUUAUCAUUAUCUUUCUAGAGAUAAGUAAAGAGGGUUAGAGUAGGUAUCACCACAUACUCAAUUUCACACACUCCAGAAUACUGCAAUGUCUCAUAUAGUUACUACAUUCAGAUAAUAACCACUCCAUCUUCCAUCCAGAUUUCUAACUUGCGUAAGUUGCAUCAAAACACACAAAAACAAAUUAAAUCCCUCACAUGAGUCACACUCAGUUAAGGCUCACAUAUAUCAACCUCAAAGUUACACCGUUGUAAUCACCUGCCCUUUCACUGUCAUACAAUUCAUCCGAGACUUGGGUACAGUAACACAUCACUUUCACAUACUUUGUAUAUUUCACUCAACACCUUGGACAAUAUCAAGUGCAAACCAUCUCAUACACGUAACCAAGAAUCAGACUCAGAAACAAUCACUUGUCACAGAUACAUUUCCUCACAUCACAAUUUGAGAUGGGGUUUCUGGACUUUCAAUAAGGUUAGAAAUCUUUAGAUCUGUCCUUUCUGGCAGGUAAUCUGUACUAGCUUCCACCCCUCUCAGUCAAUUCUGGUAUCUCACACACACACUUAGACGUCACACGUCGCUUCAUGCCUCUCCCACGCAUAUAUGCAAGGCUCAGUACGCGCUCGCCCCGCCCCUCUGGGUCCCCCGGGUCUCGGGCAGGUCCAGCUUCCUUCCUUCUCGCGACACUCACUACAGCCAACCGCUCCUGCUGGUAUGGUAGACUCAACACAAACAGCCUCCCACAGAAUGUUACAAGGUCACUGCUCGGAUAGCCUCGUCGCCCGCAAGCGGGCGUAAUCAAUCAUACUGUCUCAAAUGGCCCCUCACGCAUAAGCCACGUCAUAUUACACCACCUCAUAAUCACUGAACGUGGCCGUGUUCACCGCGUGAACUCACACGGGUCUACAGCACGACCGCUAUUUCAAACGGCCUCAAAAACGUUUCACAAACGAGUUUCCUCGCGUAUAUGACAACUCAGUCGGUGUAACGUACAGCCUCUUCCUCUUGUGCCGACUCACCCUCGGGCACUCGCACCUUCCGACUCAGACAACUUAUCUCACACCGCCACCUUACAGAUGAAAGCCGAAUCCUUCCGCACCGCUACCUUACAGAUGAAAGCCGGAUCCCUCCGCACCAGACAACAACAAUCCUCUCAAACCACAGCACGUGCGCGUCCACGUUGAGGGAGUAGGGACAGCCACGGUGCCAGGCCUGAAAUCCGCCCUCAGAGGAAUCCGAGGUCCAGAAUUCAGACCCCAAAUUCGGGUCUGAGCCUUGGAAACGGGGAGGUUGUGACAGCACUCGAGGCCCGAACGAAGCUGCGCAGGUGCAUCCCGAAGCCUGGAAGAUUUACCUGGUUCAUUUCCGGGGGGGUUUUCCCUUUCGGACUACGUUUCCCAGAAGACACUGUGGUCCAAUGCUACUUCCGGUGGGAAAGUCGGCCGCCGAGGUCGGUGAGGCAGUGUGUGUGCCGGGCGAGGCGUCCGGCCUCGCCUGGAAUGCGAAUCAGAAUUUGGACUAGAACCUUUCCUGAGGAUGCUGAAGCAAUACUUUCUUUGGACUGUGAGUUUCUUCUAAAGUGGAACUAAGAAGAGGACUAAUAAAUACAUUGAAUUCUAAAAAAAGCCAUGGCCCAUAUUUCACACAUAAAUGAGAUCAUGUGGUAUUUGUCUUUCUCUGUCUGACUUACUUCACCUAGUAUAAUGCCAUCAAGGUCCAUCCAAGUUGUUGGAAAUGUACUGUGAUUUGUCAUUUUAGGGGUUGGUGAUGUUCAAAGAUGUGGCUAUAGAUGUCUCUCAGGAGGAAUGGGAAUGCCUGAACCCUACGCAGAGGAGUUUGUACAAAGAUGUGAUGUUGGAGAACUAUAGCAACUUGGUUUCACUGGGACUUUCUAUUUCUAAGCCGGCUGUGAUCUCUUCAUUAGAGCAAGGGAAGGAGCCCUGGAUGGUUGUGAGGGAAGUGACAGGAGAACAGUGCCCAGACUUGGUGCCCAGGUGUGAGGCCAAGAAGUUAUCUCCAAAAGACAUUUAUGAGACAGAGUCAUCCCAAAUGGCUAUCAUGGAAGACUUUAAAAGUCAUAAUCCUGAGAAAUCCAUUUUCAGAGAUAUUUCGGAAUGCAAUACUCAGUUUGAAAGACAACAGGAACAAGAGGGCUAUUUCAGGCAAUUUGUUAUCAACCAUGAACAUAUGCCUAUAUUUAACCAACAUUCUUUGCUAACUCAGGAAUUUUAUAAUAGAGAGGAAAUCUUUGGAUGUAAAGAAUGUAGAAAAAACUUCAGUUACCACUUAUUUUUUAGUGAUCACAGAAGAGCUCAUUCUAAAGAAAAACUGUCUGAAUGUAAGGAAUGUGCAGAAAUUCUUAAUAUAUCAUAUCUUACUAAACAGAGAAUUCAAAAUAGUAACAAGUGCAAUGAAUGUAAGGAAUGUUGGAGAGCUUUUAUUCAUUGUUCACAACUUAAGCAACACCUGAGAAUCCAUAAUGGCGAAAAACGCUAUGAAUGUAAAGAAUGUGGGAAGGCCUUUAAUUAUGGCUCAGAACUUAUUCUGCAUCAGAGAAUUCACACUGGUGAAAAACCUUAUGAAUGUAAAGAAUGUGGGAAGGCCUUUAGGCAGCGAUCACAGCUUACUCAACAUCAGAGACUUCAUACUGGUGAAAAACCUUAUGAAUGUAAGCAAUGUGGGAAGGCUUUUAUUCGUGGCUUUCAACUUACUGAACAUCUACGACUCCAUACUGGUGAGAAACCCUAUGAAUGUAAAGAAUGUGGAAAGACUUUUAGGCAUCGCUCACACCUUACCAUACAUCAGAGAAUUCAUACUGGUGAGAAACCCUAUCAAUGUAGAGAAUGUGGAAAGGCCUUUAGCUAUCACUCAAGCUUCUCUCACCAUCAGAAAAUUCAUUCUGGCAAAAAACCUUAUGAAUGUAGUGAGUGUGGGAAGGCCUUUUGUGAUGGCUUACAACUUACCCUGCAUCAGAGGAUUCAUACCGGUGAGAAACCCUAUGAGUGCAAGGAAUGUGGGAAGACUUUUAGACAGUGCUCACACCUCAAAAGACAUCAGAGAAUUCAUACUGGUGAGAAACCUCAUGAAUGUAUGAUAUGUGGUAAGGCCUUUAGACUUCAUUCACACCUUAUUCAACAUCAGAGAAUACAUACUGGUGAGAAGCCCUAUGAAUGUAAGGAAUGUGGAAAGACCUUUAGCUAUCAUUCAAGCUUUUCACACCAUCAGAGAAUUCAUUCUGGGAAGAAACCUUAUGACUGUGGAAAGGCUUUUAAUCAUGGCUUGCAAUUUAAUAUACAUCAGACACUUCAUACUGUUGAGAUGCCAGUAAGGUUUCCUCUUCUCUCUCCCCAUCCUAGUCUAGCAUCAUGAAAUUAUUUUUAGAAAUUUACAUUUUCUUUUUUUUUCUUCAAGAUAAAUGUUGGUAAAAUAAUGAAUUUCAUUAGUAUUGAUUUAUUUCAAUGAUCCUUGAAAAAAAAAAAACUUCAGGCAGGGAAAAUUGAAAAAUUAUUAACAGGUAAAAAUUGCUCUAGUUCCAAUGCUGUUUCUAAGUUAUUAUAAUCAAUAUUGGAAAUAAAUUUUAUAAAUAGUGUUUUCACUGAAACCAGUGAAGUGGCAGAAAUAAAAUGAAAACAAUUUAUUCCCCUCCCACACAUCUGUGAGAGCCACUAUGUGUGUGUUGCUCCUUCCUGCUCAAACAUACCUGCAAAUAUGGAGGGCUUAUUGCAUGUAUAUGGAAGAUUUUACCGCCUAUAGUGACAUAUUUCACAGCAAUUUCUUUUUGCACUUAAAUAAUUGUGGACUUUUUUUCCAGGUGAAUACAUACAGAUCUAACUUAUUGUUUUUAAAGCUCCUGAAUAUUUCUGGUAUAGGAUGUAUGUCCAUAUUUUAAGCCAUUCCUUCCUAUAGACAUUUGAUUGCUCUAUUUCUUUUUCAUCCCAAAGGAUCAUACAGUAAAUAUUCUUAUCUCAUCAUUCUUUUAUUUCCAUUGGGUAGAUUGCCAACUGUGAGAGCGUAUGUAGUUUUGAUGUUACAUUAAUUUUUUAGUUUAAAAAUUUAGGUAAUAAAAAUACAUGCUACAAAAUUCAAAAGUUAUCAAACAAGUAAAGUAAGAAUUAAAGCUUUCUUAAUACCUGAUUCUAUAGGACCAGCUGUCAGGUCUUUGUAUUCUUCCAGGGAUUAAAUUUUUUAAAUUCUUUGGAUGAAAGUGGAUUAAUCAUAAUCUUUGUUUCAUGAAAUUCUCAUCGUUCCAAAUUUAGCCCUCUUUCAUUUCAGUAUUUCCAAGGGAUUUACAGACGUGCCAACUAUCAAUUUACUGCCUGUCUUCUCCAAAUCCUUCAUUGCCUGCAAUCCUUCGCUGCAAUAUUGGAACUCUCUCUUUUGUUUAUAACAUUAUUUAUCUGAGUCCUCUGUCUCUUUGUUUUUGGUUAAGUCAGACUAGCUAAUAGUUUUUCAACUAUAUAUUUUCAAAGGGCCAACCCUUGGUUUUAUUGAUCUUUUCUAUUGUCUUUUAAGUAUCUUUCAUUUAUAUCUGCUCUUAUAUCACUUCCUUCCUUAUGCAAACUUUGGGCUUAGUUCUUUUUUCUAGUUUCUUGGGGUGUGAAGUUAGGUACUUAAGAUUGUUUCCCCCUAAUGUAGCUUUUAUCCCUGUAAACUCCCCCAUUAGAACUGCAUUUAUUAUAUCCCAUAUGUUUGUUUCCAUUUUCAUUUUUGUUAAGAUAUUGUCUGAUUUCCAUUUGAUUUCUGUUUUGAUCAAUUGGUUGUUCAGGAGUGUGUACUCCUGAAUAUGUAUAAUUUUCACAUAUUUGUGAAAUUUUCCAGUUUUCCUCCUGUUAACGAUUUGUAGUUUCAUACCAUUGUCGUCAAAAAAGUUACUUGAUAGGAUUUCAAUCUUAAAUGUGCUAAGACUUAUAGCCUAACAUACGAUUUAUGCUGGAGAAUGUUGUGUGUGUUCUUGAGAAGAAUGUGUAUUCUGCUGCUGUUGGGUGGAAUAUUCUGUGUAUGUUCGUUAGUUCCAUUUGGUCUAAAGUGUUAUUCAAGUCCACUCUUUCCUUAUUGAUUUUCUGUCUGAAAAGAGCUACUGUUGAAAGUGGGAUAUUGAAUUUCUCUGCUCUUUUUAUUGCUAUCUACUUCUCCCUUCAGAUCUGCCAGUAUUUGCUUCAUAUAUUUAAAUGCUCUGGUGUAGGAUGCAUAUAUAUUUACAAUUGUUAUAUUCUCUUUAUGAAUGAUCACUUAUAUAAUGACUUGUGACAGAUUUUGACAAAAAGUCUAUUUUUAGUGAUAUAACCACCCCUGCUCUCUUUUGGUGAUCAUUUGAACAGAAUAUCUUUUUCUGUCCUUUCACUUUUAGUCUAUGUGUGUCCUAAAGCUAAAGUGAUUCUCUUGUAGUCAGCAUAUUUUGGAAUUCUUCUUCGUCUCUGUCUCCCUGUCUCUCUCCCCCUCCCUCCUCCCUCUCCCUCCUUCUCCUUCCUCUCCCUCCUCCCUCACUUCUGCCUCCUCAUUCUCCUUCUACUCCUCUUUCUCCUUCUUUUUUUGGUCCAUUCAACCACUCUAUGGCCUUGAUUGGAGAAUUUAAUUCUUUACAGUUAAAGCAAUUAUUGAUAGGUAAGAUCUUAUUGCCAUUCCAUUCAUUGUUUUCUGACUGCAUUGUAGUUCCUUUGUUCCUUUCUUCCUCUCUUGCUGUCUUCCUUUGUGAUUUGAUGAUUUUUUUAAAAAUAGAAGUAUGCUUUGGUUCCUUUCUUGUGUAUUGACUAUAGGUUUUUUCUCUUGGUUACUAUGGGGCUUACAUAAAACAUCUUACAACCAUAACAGUCUAUUUUAAGGUAAUAGCAACUUCAGUUGCAUAAAAAUUCUCUGCUUUUACCUCUGCCCUCCCCCUAAGUUUUAUUAUAUUGAUGUCAUAUUUUAUGUCUUUUUAUAUUGCAUAUCAAGAAAUUACAGUAGCUAGUUAUUUUUAAUAUAUUUUGUUUUUUUUAACUUUUAUACUCAAACAUGAUUUAUGCACUACUUUUGCAAUAUUAUUGUGAAUUUGACUAUUUACCUUUUCCAGUGAGUUUUAUACUUUCCUAAGAUUUCAUGUUGUCACUUAGUGUCCUUUCAUUUCAACUUGAAUUCCCUUUAGCAUUUCUUUUAAGACAGGUCUAGUCGUGAUGAACUACCAUAGGUUUUGUCUGAGAAUGUCUUAAUCUUGCCUGUGUAGCUUGCCAUAUACAUUUUAAGUUAUCAAAAUCUACUUUACCUGUGUAUUAAUUCCAGAGAGAUACAGAAAUGUUACCCAUAUAUAGCUCUGUUUCUUGUUCUUCCAUUUUGUGUUAUUAUACAUAUUAUAUCCUGUUAUGAACCUAAACUUUAUAUGUUUUGUGUCUACUAAAGAUGCUGAGUAAAGAAAAGAAGCAAAGUA
Molecule: messenger RNA, 6527 nt
Organism: Neofelis nebulosa (Clouded leopard)
Lineage: Eukaryota; Metazoa; Chordata; Mammalia; Carnivora; Felidae
Gene: ZNF461
Product: zinc finger protein 461
Exons: 6
Coding region: 1898-3499 (533 amino acids)
Biological process (GO): regulation of immune system process; regulation of cytokine production; negative regulation of transcription by RNA polymerase II
Molecular function (GO): DNA-binding transcription repressor activity, RNA polymerase II-specific
Source: RefSeq, a predicted model, not a curated record